Messenger RNA from Castor canadensis (American beaver), 4825 nucleotides. NCBI's taxonomy places the organism in Eukaryota, Metazoa, Chordata, Mammalia, Rodentia, Castoridae. The record is from RefSeq and is a predicted model, not a curated record.
GUGGCGUCGGGCACGCGCACACGUUGCAUUUUCUUUCGUCGGUCACCGUGGUUAGUGUGCGGGGCAGGAGGCACGACAGGUAGCUCUGCAGAGCAGUGGACAUGGCGGCGCUCUGUCUCACCGUGAAUUCAGGAGACCCUCCGCUGGAAGCUUUGCUGGCAGUAGAACAUGUGAAAGGUGAUGUCAGCAUUUCUGUUGAAGAAGGGAAGGAGAAUCUUCUUCGUGUUUCUGAAAAUGUGGUAUUUGCAGAUAUAAAUUCCAUACUUCGCUACUUGGCUAGAGUUGCAACUACAGCUGAGCUGUAUGGCGCUAACCUGAUGGAACAUACUGAGGUUGAUCACUGGUUGGAGUUCAGUGCCACAAAAUUGUCUUCAUGUAAUUUGUUUACUUCUGCAAUCAACGAGCUUAAUCAUUGCCUGUCUCUGAGAACAUAUUUAGUUGGAAAUUCCUUGACCAUAGCUGAUUUAUGUGUUUGGGCCGCCCUAAAAGGAAAUGCUGCAUGGCAGGAACAAUUGAAACAGAAUAAAAUUCCAGUUCAUGUAAAACGCUGGUUUGGCUUUCUUGAAGCCCAGCAGGCCUUGCAAUCAGUAGUUACCAAGUGGGAUGUUUCAAUAAACAAAACUAAAGUGGCACCUGAGAAAAAACAGGAUGUUGGGAAAUUUAUUGAGCUUCCAGGUGCAGAGAUGGGAAAGGUUACUGUCAGAUUUCCUCCAGAGGCUAGUGGUUACUUACACAUUGGGCAUGCAAAAGCUGCACUUCUGAACCAGCACUACCAGGUGAACUUUAAAGGGAAACUCAUCAUGAGAUUUGAUGACACAAAUCCCGAAAAAGAAAAGGAAGAUUUUGAGAAGGUUAUCUUGGAAGAUGUUGCCAUGUUGCAUAUCAAACCAGACCAGUUUACUUACACUUCAGAUCAUUUUGAGAUUAUAAUGAAAUAUGCAGAGAAACUAAUUCAGGAAGGGAAGGCUUACGUGGAUGAUACUCCUGCUGAGCAGAUGAAAGCGGAGCGUGAACAGAGGAUAGAGUCUAAACACAGAAAGAACUCUGUUGAGAAGAAUCUACAAAUGUGGGAAGAAAUGAAGAAAGGGAGCCAGUUUGGUCAGUCCUGUUGUUUGCGAGCAAAAAUUGACAUGAGUAGUAACAAUGGGUGCCUGAGGGACCCAACCCUUUACCGCUGCAAGAUUCAACCUCAUCCAAGAACUGGAAAUAAAUACAAUAUUUAUCCAACAUACGAUUUUGCCUGCCCGAUAGUUGACAGCAUCGAAGGUGUUACGCAUGCCUUGAGAACAACAGAAUACCAUGACAGAGAUGAGCAAUUUUACUGGAUCAUUGAAGCUUUAGGCAUAAGAAAACCGUAUAUCUGGGAAUACAGUCGCCUCAAUCUCAACAACACAGUGCUGUCCAAAAGAAAGCUCACGUGGUUUGUCAACGAGGGAUUGGUAGAUUUGGAUGACCCCCGGUUUCCUACUGUUCGUGGUGUUCUGAGAAGAGGGAUGACGGUUGAAGGACUGAAGCAGUUUAUUGCUGCUCAGGGCUCUUCACGUUCUGUUGUGAACAUGGAAUGGGACAAAAUCUGGGCAUUUAACAAAAAGGUUAUUGAUCCAGUGGCCCCACGAUACGUUGCAUUGCUGCAGAAAGAAGUGGUCCCAGUACAUGUCCCUGAAACACGGGAGGAGAUGAAAGAAGUAGCCAAACACCCAAAGAAUCCUGAUGUUGGCCUGAAGCCUGUGUGGUACAGUCCUAAAGUUUUCAUAGAAGGUGCCGAUGCAGAGACUUUUUCAGAGGGUGAGAUGGUUACAUUUAUAAAUUGGGGGAACAUCAACAUUACGAAAAUACACAAAAAUACAGAUGGAAAAAUUGUAUCUCUUGAUGCAAAACUAAAUUUAGAGAACAAAGACUACAAGAAAACGACUAAGAUCACUUGGCUUGCUGAGACUUCACAGGCUCUUCCUAUUCCAGCAAUCUGUGUCACUUAUGAGCACCUGAUCACAAAACCAGUGCUGGGAAAAGAUGAGGACUUUAAGCAAUAUGUCAACAAGAACAGUAAGCACGAAGAACUAAUGCUAGGGGAUCCUUGCCUUAAGGAUUUAAAAAAAGGGGACAUUAUACAGCUCCAGAGAAGAGGAUUCUUCAUAUGUGAUCAGCCUUAUGAACCCAUUAGCCCCUAUAGUUGCAAAGAAGCUCCAUGCAUUUUGAUACACAUUCCUGAUGGACAUACAAAGGAAAUGCCAACCUCUGGGUCAAAGGAAAAGACCAAAGUAGAAGCUACAAAAAAUGAGAUAACUUCUCUCAAGGAAAGACCAACUCCUUGUCUGAAUUAUACUUGUGCUACACCUGAGGAUUCUUUGGUGCUUUACAACCGAGUGGCUGUUCAAGGGGAUGCAGUGCGUGAAUUGAAAGCCAAGAAAGCAGCAAAGGAAGAUGUAGAUGCAGCCAUAAAACAGCUUCUGGCUUUGAAAGCUGAGUACAAAGAGAAAACUGGCCGAUACAAACCUGGAAGUCCUCCUGCUGCAGUGGUACAGAAUAUUUCUUCUAAAUUGCCAGCAAGCAUUCUGGAAAGUAAAUCCCUCUAUGAUAAGGUUGCUGCGCAAGGGGAGGUGGUUCGAAGGCUGAAAGCUGAAAAAGCCCCUAAGGCCAAAGUAAAUGAAGCUGUAGAAAGCUUAUUGUCCCUUAAAGCUGAGUAUAAAGAAAAAACUGGGAAGGAGUACAUACCUGGUCAGCCCCCAUCAUCUCAAAGAUCAGAUUCAAGUCCUGGACCAGCAGGAGCAGGUCCAGAAACACCAGAAGCCAAAGUACUUUUUGACAAAAUAGCUUGUCAAGGAGAAGUAGUUAGAAAACUUAAAAUGGAAAAGGCCUCUAAGGAUCAAGUAGAUUCAGCUGUAGAAGAACUCCUUCAGCUAAAGGCACAGUACAAGUCUCUGACAGGAGUAGAAUAUAAGCCUGUGUCUGCCACUGGGGUUGAGGACAAAGAUAAGAAGAAGAAAGAAAAAGAAAAUAAUUCUGAAAAGCAGAAUAAGCCUCAGAAACAAAAUGAUGGCCAACGGAAAGACACUUCUAAAGGCCAAGGGAGUGGGCUAUCAUCAAGUGGAGCAGGGGAAGGGCAGGGGCCUAGAAAGCAGACCAGGUUGGGUCUUGAAGCAAAGAAAGAAGAAAAUCUUGCUGAUUGGUACUCUCAAGUCAUCACAAAGUCAGAAAUGAUUGAAUACUAUGAUGUAAGUGGCUGCUAUAUUCUUCGUCCCUGGGCAUAUUCCAUUUGGGAAUCCAUCAUGAACUUUUUUGAUGCUGAGAUCAAGAAACUUGGUGUUGAAAACUGCUAUUUCCCCAUGUUUGUGUCUCAAGCUGCCUUAGAGAAAGAGAAGGCUCAUGUUGCUGGCUUUGCCCCUGAGGUUGCUUGGGUUACAAGAUCUGGCAAAACAGAGUUGGCAGAACCAAUUGCCAUUCGUCCUACCAGUGAAACAGUGAUGUAUCCUGCAUAUGCAAAGUGGGUGCAGUCACACAGGGACCUGCCCAUCAGGCUCAAUCAGUGGUGCAGUGUGGUGCGCUGGGAGUUCAAGCACCCUCAACCUUUCCUCCGGACUCGGGAAUUCCUUUGGCAAGAAGGGCAUAGUACUUUUGCUACCUUUGAGGAAACAACAGAAGAGGUGAUGCAGAUGCUUGAGUUGUAUGCUCGAGUAUAUGAAGAGCUCCUGGCAAUUCCUGUUGUGAGAGGAAGAAAGACUGAAAAGGAGAAAUUUGCAGGAGGAGAAUAUACAACAACAAUAGAAGCAUUUAUAUCUGCAAGUGGAAGAGCUAUUCAGGGAGCGACAUCACAUUAUUUAGGCCAGAAUUUUUCCAAAAUGUGUGAAAUUACUUUUGAAGAUCCAAAGAUACCAGGAGAGAAGCAACUUGCUUAUCAGUGUUCCUGGGGCCUGACAACGCGAACCAUUGGUGUUAUGAUCAUGGUUCAUGGGGACAACAUGGGCUUAAUAUUACCACCCCGUGUGGCUUCUGUGCAGGUGGUGAUUAUUCCUUGUGGUAUUACCAAUGCACUUUCUGAAGAAGACAAAGAAGCACUGAUGGCAAAAUGUAAUGAUUACCGAAAGCGGUUACUCAGUGCUAACAUUCGAGUCAGAGCCGAUUUGCGAGAUAACUAUUCUCCAGGUUGGAAAUUCAAUCAUUGGGAGCUCAAGGGAGUUCCGAUUAGACUUGAAGUUGGGCCUCGUGAUAUGAAAAGCUGUCAGUUUGUAGCUGUCCGACGAGAUACUGGAGAAAAGUUGACAAUUGCUGAAAAUGAGGCUGAAGCUACACUUCAAGCUACUUUGGAAGAUAUCCAAGUUAACCUUUUUACAAGGGCCUCUGAAGACCUUAAGACGCACAUGGUGGUGUCUAAUACAUUGGAAGACUUUCAGAAGGUUCUGGAUUCUGGAAAGAUUGCUCAGAUUCCAUUCUGUGGGGAAAUUGACUGUGAAGACUGGAUCAAAAAGACCACUGCCAGGGAUCAGGAUCUUGUACCUGGUGCUCCAUCCAUGGGAGCUAAAAGCCUUUGUAUCCCUUUCAAACCACUCUGUGAGCUGCAGCCUGGAGCUAAGUGCAUCUGUGGCAAGAACCCUGCCAAGUUCUACACCUUGUUUGGCCGGAGUUACUAAAGGACAAAACAAAAUCCUCUCUUCAAUCUUCCUCAAUUUUUAAGAAAUUGGUACUGAUAUCUUCUCAGAUACAGUUUUUUGAUUCUUUUUUUAAAAUAAAAGUUCUAACAGCUAUUAGAUGAACAACUAUUCUUAUGCCUAAAUUAAAAGUAGAAAAAAGACUUUUCUGUAAACAACCCCAUUAAUAAAUACUAUGUACU